AUGACUGAAAAAGCACUAUCGCCGAGACUUGCUAAAGUACCUUUGGCAAGGUCUGGAUUCGAUGUUUUAGAUAUGUCAGCUCCAGUUUUAGUGCAAAUGAAUCCGGAGGGAAAAUGGGAGAAUUGUAAGCCCGACAAUUUGGAUGAAGAAAGAUUAAAAGCUGUUGUACAAUAUCUGGUCAAUUCAAAGGCAGUAUCGGCAGCUCAGAGUUAUUGCUGUCAAUGUACUGUAGAUAGCCAAAAACAUGGAGGUAAAUCAAAUUAUGUUCCAAUUAUAAUGAUGCCAAUUUAUCCAGCUGAUAAAUGUCCAUUUGAUAUAGAAUGCGAAUUAGAUAAAAACAAGGAAACAGAUUCCAAGAAAAUAAAGAAAAUGGAAAUGGUAAUGGACUUUGAAAAAGACAAAGAGAAGAAGAAAAUGAAGAAACGUGGAUUUGUUAUGCAAAGACUCACGGAUUUCGAUUUACUAUCGCAAUGGUAAAAAAAUGUUUAUUUUUUACCAUUGCGAUAUGGAUGGAUGGAUUUUGUACUUCGAUUAAAUAAUGUAAUGUACGAA
Achroia grisella is the source of this 552-nucleotide messenger RNA. RefSeq lists its product as uncharacterized. The coding region runs from base 1 to 477 and encodes 158 amino acids. The transcript is spliced from 3 exons. The record is from RefSeq and is a predicted model, not a curated record. NCBI's taxonomy places the organism in Eukaryota, Metazoa, Arthropoda, Insecta, Lepidoptera, Pyralidae.